Molecule: messenger RNA, 3406 nt
Organism: Entelurus aequoreus (snake pipefish)
Lineage: Eukaryota; Metazoa; Chordata; Actinopteri; Syngnathiformes; Syngnathidae
Gene: tbx21
Product: T-box transcription factor 21
Exons: 6
Coding region: 128-1888 (586 amino acids)
Biological process (GO): cell fate specification; positive regulation of DNA-templated transcription; lymphocyte migration
Cellular component (GO): nucleus
Molecular function (GO): RNA polymerase II cis-regulatory region sequence-specific DNA binding; DNA-binding transcription factor activity, RNA polymerase II-specific
Source: RefSeq, a predicted model, not a curated record
UGUUCUAAAGAGGAUCCAGAAGGUUCUAAAAAAAAAAAAAAAAAAAAAGGGUCCCAGUUUGGACGCGCAGGUCUGGAUGCGCCCCUCCGAGCGCAGGUGAGCCUUAUGACUUUUGGCGGGGCUGCAAAUGGGCGGCACAGGUGGCAACCUCUACCUCAGCAUGUUGACCGGCGCCGAGGCGCAGACCCUGGCGAAGACCCCCGACGGGAGCGGACACCUCCACCGCGGCGGCGCCAAGGACCUGGCGGACUUGAAGAUGGGCAUCCAGGACGCGCGGUUCUACUACCCGGACUCGGUGGCGGGCGCCCAGGACGCCCUGGCCCUGCAGUACCACGCGGAGCAGGCGGCCGGCGGCUUUGGGGCGCAGCCCGCCCGCUUCUACGCGCAGACGCUCGCCGGCUGCCCGUACGGAGGCGUGCGCUCGCCGCCGAGGAGCGCCGCGGGACCGGGCUACGGGGACGGCUUCCCCGCGGCGGGCAAGGACUCGUACCCGCCGUCGCCGGAGAGCUUCGCGGCGGGCUACCAGCGGGCCGGCCUGUACCCGCUGCCCGGCCUGCAGCUGUGCGGCAAGACGCAGGCGCUCCUCAACAACUACCCGCUGUGGGCCAAGUUCCACAAGUUCCACACCGAGAUGAUCAUCACCAAGCACGGCAGGAGGAUGUUCCCCUUCCUGAGCUUCAACAUCAGCGCUCUGGACCCCUCCGCCCACUAUAACGUCUACGUGGACGUGGUUCUGGCGGACCAGCACCACUGGCGCUACCAGGGGGGGAAGUGGGUGCAGUGUGGCAAAGCGGAGGGCAACAUGCCAGGAAACAGGACGUACGUGCACCCCGACUCGCCCAACACGGGCGCACAUUGGAUGAGACAGGAAGUGUCCUUCAGCAAACUCAAGCUGACCAACAACAAAGGCAGCACCAACAACGUGGCACAGAUGAUCGUGCUUCAGUCGCUGCACAAAUAUCAGCCUCGUCUUCACGUGGUGGAGGCCAAGGAGGACGGCUCGGAGGACGCCUUCCAGCCGUCCAAAGCUCAAAGCUUUGUCUUCCCCGAGACGCAGUUCAUCGCCGUCACCGCCUACCAGAACGCAGACAUCACGCAGUUGAAGAUCGACCACAACCCCUUCGCCAAGGGUUUCCGGGACAGCUACGACACUUUGUACGCGCCCCCCGACCGCCUCACCCCCUCCCCCACAGACAGCCAAGCGCUGCUGGCGGGGGGCUGCUACCCUCCAGGCUACCUGAGCGAGCCGUACAUCAGCCCACUGCCCCAAAGUCGCUUCUACGGCCGCGAGCCCGUGACGGGGGCCCAGCAUCACAAGGACCCCGCCUCCAGCCCGGGGCCCCACUGGUACCUGCCGUCCCAGCAGGCCGUCACCCCCAACCGCCUCGACUUCGCGUCGUCCUUCGAGGGCGACUUCUCGGGAGGCGGCCUCUACAAGCCCUUCCCCCUCCAGACACCCACCCUCAGCUACUACCCCGAGCACCCGUUCGCCUCCACCAGCGUGUCGGCGGCCACCACGGCGGCAUGGACCGCCACCCGGCCUCCCGCUCAGUACCUCAGCCACCCCGGGAAACCCUCCCCCAGCCUGGCCUGGUUCAGACCGCUCGCCUCCUCCCCCUCGUCGCCCGGCAACGCCCGGCCGCACCUCGCCUCCCUGCUGGAGCCCCCCUUACCGGGUGACAAGGCGAAGGAGGCGGGGGAGGAGCAUUGGCUGGCGCCGCUCUCGGUGAAGUCGGCCGACCCGACAGACUCGCCGCUGUUUGCGGGCGAGGUGAAGAAGAGGAGGGUGUCGCCCAACACCUCCAGUGGCGAGAACUCACCGCCGCUACCGCAUGCAUCGGAAGUGUGCGACAAAGACAGCGACUACUUUGGAUAUUACACCCACUGAACGUCACACCCCCCCCCACCCUGGCCCCGCCCUCCCACUCACACCUGGAUGAGGUCCCCGCUGAACAUUUGUGCGGCCCCUCACGAGGACGUUUGAAGGCUAACGUCACACAGCAGGACGUGGAGCGGAUGCGACGUGUCCGCAGAAAGGACGCCCCGAGGUCACCUGAACGCAACACACACCUGCGACCGCCGCCUCGGAAACAUCUGGAUUGUUUAAAAAAAACUAAACAUGGGCAUAUCUUGACAAGAGCCUGCAGGCCUUGUCUCCUCUUCUUCUCCUCUUCCGCCGUCAAACAACCUCUUUUCUCACCCUCUCCUCCUCCUCGCACCCGCCGUUCACCUGGCGCCCGCUGGUGGCGGCGCAGAGUACUGCAGGCUUGAUUUUCUCACUCAAAUGAAUGCAUUUUUCAUCUUCACUGCUAAACGAAGGAACAUAUGCAAACUUCCAACAGCUAAAAUAAUAGCAAAGCCCUUGAAUCUCAACAAAAUUAUUUAGCUUUUAUAAAACAUACAGAGCGGAGCUGUUGGUUGUGACGGUUACCAAGACGAGCGCCAAAGCACGGGUGUCCAAAACACUGUUCGUAGCUCAAUUUUUAACGGCCCGCGGCACAAUCGUUAGCAUUCUAAUAUUAGCGUGUUAGCUUUUUCGCUAACAGUCAUAUUUGGUCUUUUGGUGCAUGCUAAUGUUAGCAUGCUAGCAUUUAAAAAUGUAGUUCAUUUUGCUCAUAUCCUUGUUACUUGAUGCUAUCUGGCCAGCGUGCUAACUGUUAGGUACACACCUGAGAGUAAUAUAUUACGGUACUUGAUACAUGCUAACUUUAGCAUGCUAGCAUUUAAAAAUUCAGGUACACACCUGAGAGUAAUUUGGUGCUUAAUGCAUGCUAACAUUUGCAUGGUAGCAUUUUAAACAAAUUGUUCAGGUUCACACCUCGGAGUAAUAUAUUUUGGUACUUGACACAUGUUAUAGUAAGCGUUUUAGCAUGCUAACUUUAAAAUGCUAGCUUUUUAAGCUAAUUCAGCAGGUAUACAACUCAUGUUUCAUAGAUUCGGAUAUUUCGCUAAUGCCAAUUGUAAGCAUGUUAGCAUAGUACUGUUAGCAUGCCAGCUUUUUUAGUUCAUUUUGCGCAUAUACUUGUUACUUGAUGCUAUCUGCUAUCAGCGUGCUAACUGUUAGGUACACACCUGAGAGUAAAACAUUACGGUACUUGACACAUGUUACAGGUAGCGUUUUAGGAUGUUAACUUUAACAUGGAAGCUUUUGCAGCUAAUUUAGUAGGUAUACACCUCAGUCGUAUUUUUGCACUUGAUGCAUGCUAACGUUAGCAUGUCAGCAUUUUAAACACAUUUUUCAGGUACACACCUCGGAGUAAAAUAUUAUGGUACUUGACGCAUCUUACAAUUAGCCAUUUAGCAUGCUAACAUUAGCAUACUUGCUUUAUUAGCUAAUUUUGUAGGUAUACACCUCAGUCAUGUGUUGGUACUUGAUGCAUGCUAAACAACAUUUUCCGGUACACAC